AAACUUCCUCGGGUAACACGUCAUCCAUUUUGACAAAAUGGAUCGAACGGUAGUUUCCGUGUUAUUUUGUUUCGUUUCCUAUGUUUUUCAGCUGGCAAGUACUGAAAAAAAUGUGUAUAAUUUCAACGGAGGAUGGGAAACAGAUGAGAGCAAGAUGCUAGCAAGACCGGGUAUAUGUAACAUAGAUGUUGUAGAUGUCAGCAAACAGACCUUCUCUCAAAAACAUUUCGAGGAUUACUAUGCAUAUGUAAAACCUGUGAUUAUUAAAGGCUCUACAGACAAUACUAAAUUCAGAAAGCUGUGUGAAAAGACAGCAUUGUUAGAGAGAUAUGGUGAUAAAAUUGUUCGUCUGAGCUCAGCCAAUACACACUCUUAUAGCAAAAGAGAUGUUGAAUUAAAGAAAUAUGUGAAUGAAAUUAUGAAACCACAAACUUUGGACACUUUAGGAAAUGAGACUUAUUACUGGUUUGGGGACAAUGAUUAUGUAGAGUUUGCUGAUUUAUUUGAUCAAUAUAAAGCUCCACCAUAUAAAUUACCCAACAUGCAUGGUGUUUACAGCUUUGGUUUAGCAGCUGCAGGUACAGGUGUUCCUUUUCAUUUUCAUGGACCUGGUUUUGGAGAAGUUAUUUUUGGUAGAAAGCGCUGGUUUUUGUAUCCACCUGAGAAACAGCCUUCAUUUAACCCAAAUAAAACAACACUUCAUUGGUUAAUGGAAGAAUAUGAUAAUCUACAUCAGUUAGAUAAACCUCUAGAGUGUACAAUCAAUGAAGGAGAGAUUAUUUAUUUUCCUGACAGAUGGUGGCAUGGAACUUUAAACAUUGACACAAGUGUUUUUAUUUCAACAUUUCUUGGAUAAAAACAGAACAAAAAAUAUUAGAAUGACACAUAAUCUCCUUUAACUUAAAUGAGUGGUAAGAAUAAGUAAUGAAAUAAGGAAUACAAGAAUAACACAGCAACACACUGGGAAAUAGUAAAAUUGUAAGAAACAUAAAGUUAGCAAUAGUGGCUUGGUAAGGAUGAAUUGAACAAAAAAAUUUUAAUAGUUUGGAGGGAUGGAAUGACUGAAGGACCAACCGACAUCAUGCUGCAAAACAAUAUGCCCAUUUCUUACAUAUGUUUAGAUGUAGAAUUUGACUUUCACCUACAUUUUGAUCCAGUGAAAACUGUUUCCACUCAAUAACUUAGAGUAUGGACAAUAUUUUAAAUGUUAGUUUAACUUUAUAAAAAGAACUUGUGUAGAAUGUUAUAUCUUUUCUAACAUUUUGAGUAUUUAGAAAAACUUAUAUCAUUUAAUUCACAUGUAUAAUUCAUUAGUUUUUAGUUUAGCAUGAUAAAAGCAAACGUUAUAUAUUUACAAAAAAAAUAAAAUUAGGUGAAUAUGAUAAAACAAUAAUUUUGUAUCAUAUUGCUCUAGAAAUGACCAUGAUUGUUAAAGAUGUUGUAAAUUUACUAUUUUUAAAAGAUACAAAUAAUUGUGUACAUAAACAAAUAUUUUUUCACAAACAUAACUAAUUUUUUUUUUGACUUUAAUAAUGGUUACUUAUUCUUACUACUGUACCCAUUUAAGUUAAGAAGUUACUGAAUUAUUAU
This is a messenger RNA of Ruditapes philippinarum (Manila clam), 1590 nucleotides long. RefSeq names its product jmjC domain-containing protein 8-like. NCBI's taxonomy places the organism in Eukaryota, Metazoa, Mollusca, Bivalvia, Venerida, Veneridae. The coding region runs from base 38 to 856 and encodes 272 amino acids. Gene Ontology annotation, cellular component: cytoplasm. The transcript is spliced from 9 exons. The record is from RefSeq and is a predicted model, not a curated record.